AAUCACCGCCUUCAGGCUUCAGCCCUUUCGAAACUUGAACAGCUGUGAAGAGGCCCCGCGUCUCCGGCUAAAAAUUUACAAUUUUUGGUCGACGACAACUUGCAAAUCUAACACCAAGCUCAGAGUAUAAAUCUCCAAUCCCUUCUUCGAAGCCAUAGAACGCACAUCGGAUUCUGUUCGUCAUGUUUCUUCGACGAGCUGCAGCAGCAUUGCCUUACUCAAGAAGGUUUCUUGCUGCUAAAAAUACUCACGAUCUUGCAAGUGCCGUCCUGGAGCUGAAUAAGGAAAUGGAAUCUGUCUUUGGUGAACUUCCUUCUGGUGGGCUUAGUGGUUCAGUCAAUAAUGAUUAUAUGGCACAAGAACCACAGUUCAGUUCUCAUGGACUUACGAGUUCUACUAGUAACAACUAUUUGGCUGAGGCUCAAGAGUCGCAAUCUGUAUAUCAGAACGUGAAUCAGAAUGCACCUGCGUUGACUCAUGUUGGUAGUGCAGGAGAAGCACAAAUGGUGGAUGUGUCUCCCAAAGAAGCUAGUAAGAGAACUGCCAUUGCAAGUUGCAAGGUAAUUCUUGGGAAGAAGGUGUUUGAUUUGGUUUCAGCCAACCAAAUGGCAAAAGGAGAUGUCCUUACGGUUGCCAAAAUAGCUGGCAUAAAUGGAGCAAAGAAUACAAGCAGCCUUAUCCCACUUUGUCACAAUAUCACCCUAACUCGUGUUCGUGUAGAUCUAAUACUGAAUCCAAAUGAUUAUAGUGUUGAGAUUGAAGGAGAGGCUGCAUCUACUGGGAAAACAGGUGUUGAAAUGGAGGCAUUGACAGCCGUAACCACAGCUGGCCUGACAGUGUAUGAUAUGUGCAAGGCUGCUUCCAAACAAAUCCAGAUAACAGAAGUACAGCUUGAGUCUAAAACUGGUGGAAAGAGUGGGGUCUGGAAUCGAAAAUUGGCAAUACCAAUUAAUAUGUCCAUAAAAAAUGAGAGAGAGCCAACAAAGGACAAAAAGUUACGGAGGUUUAUCCUCUUAACUCUAAGACAUAUUGAGAGACUGAAUUUACCUGAAAGUAUGGUAAUAGAGAGAGUAUCAUCGUGCUUUACAUGUCGAUCAAUUGUUGUUGCUACUGAGAAACAAUCUGAAGGUGGACUCUGCUUCCGUGUUGGGAUUGUAACCACAGAUGCCAUGAGUGAUACUGCAAAAAAAAGACUUAAAUCUAAGUUUAUGGAAUUCGAAGAAUCUCAGUUUUUUGUCAAGUUUCACAAGGGAUGGGGAAAGAUAUGUGAAAUUAUAACAGGGCAAGACAAACAUCCAAGUGUUUGGGGGCACUAUGCCUUGGAAGAAAUAUUGGAGCUAGGUCGAGCUAGUAGGUAUCAUAGGAGGAUCCAGAUGGAGAGGAGCAGCAGCUGUUGAAGCAACAUAUGUGGGAAUGAGUGUGGUUAAGUGAUGCAGGGAGGACUUAAGGAGCAAUGAGUUUUUGGAAGAAGAAUAUACAACUGUUGAUGAGUGAUGUCAGUUUAAUGCAUUACAUCUGUGUGAAAGAUCAGGUACUUUAUUUCUCUGUUUUGUGAUGUUUAAUGGUAGAAAGAAGUAUCAUUAUCAGCUUUUAUUGCAAACUUUAAAAUUUACUGUUUUUGGCUUCUGAACAUGCCAAGGAUGAGCUCUUUAAACUAAAUGCUUCGGAGGAUAUACUGCCUAGGAAGCAAGGUGAUGAAGGUUAACCGCUAUGGAUGAUGGAUAGAUUAAAUUUAUAACAUGCAUAGCAAACAUAUGAUAUUUAUAUAUUAUCUUAUCUCUAGUAUUUUAUCUGA
Manihot esculenta (cassava) is the source of this 1795-nucleotide messenger RNA. Its product is annotated as cyclic pyranopterin monophosphate synthase, mitochondrial. Gene Ontology annotation, biological process: Mo-molybdopterin cofactor biosynthetic process. The record is from RefSeq and is a predicted model, not a curated record. Bases 183 to 1397 code for a protein of 404 amino acids. NCBI's taxonomy places the organism in Eukaryota, Viridiplantae, Streptophyta, Magnoliopsida, Malpighiales, Euphorbiaceae. The transcript has 3 exons.